GAGGCAGCCUGGCGGCGGAGUGCGGUGAGGUGAGCUUCGGUUGCCGGCAGCAGGCGGGGCCGGGCCGGAACGGGGCUGCGCGGGGCUGCGGCCGUGCCGGCGGAGAGGGCAGGUGCUGGGGGUGGCUAUGCCCGCGGGUCCCCCUUCGGCGGAGUCUGCCCCGGACGGGGCCGCGGGUGGCGGCCCGCUUUUCUCCGUGCCUGCAGCCUCUGUGCUCCGGAGGUCUCGCACGGGCUGGGGCGCCCCGAGCCUGGAGUAGGUCCGCGUACCGCAGCGGGGUGGAAAUAUCUGCCCUCCUUGCUUGGUGGAGUCCAGCUGGGAGCUGUGCAUUACCGCAGUGAAGUUUCCACUCUCUUGUGGUUCUGCUUUUUUGCUGUUUUUGAUGUCACAGACCUUGGGAACAGCUGCUGAGGAAUGAAAUCUCCACCUCUUCUCGUGGCCUCUCUACUGGCAUGCAUCAUUGUGUUGGGUUUCAAUUACUGGAUUGCAAGCUCUCGCAGUUUGGAUCUGCAGAGUCGGAUCAUGGAGCUGGAAGGCAAGGUCCGCAGGGCAGCCGCAGAGAGAGGCGCCGUGGAGCUCAAGAAGAAUGAAUUCCAAGGAGAGCUGCAGAAGCAGCGAGAGCAAAUUGAUAAAAUACAGUCCUUGCAUAGCUUCCAGAUGGAAAAUGCCAACAGAGCACAUUGGAAAGAGAAGGAGCUGCUGAUGAAUAACAUCACAACAAAUGAACGACUGAUCCAGAGUCUACAAGAACACUUGAAAGAGUUACGGACAGAGUAUGGAAGGCUGCAACUGGAUGUUUACCGGUUUCAGAAGAACCAGACUAACCUUCAGAGAAAGUUCUCAUAUGACCUGUCACAGUGCAUCAAUCAGAUGAAGGAAUUAAAAGAACAGUGUGAAGAAAGGAUAAAUGAGAUCUCAAAAAAAGACAUUGAUGUACCACAAGUCAAAGAAAAUAAAGACUUAGAAGAUUCAAAAAGAGACAACCAGGCUGAUGGUCAGUUGCCAGCUCCAAAGCAACCUGAGUCCAAGCAGACCGAUUUGGACCAGCAGAGAGUCAAUGAAGAUGUGCCAAAAGCAGUGCCUACAGUCAAAAGGACAGAUGCUCUGCAGCCUAAUGAAAGAGUAAAUGGCCUCACUGCCAUCAGAAAAGAGGACUCCAAAGUAGAGGAGGAGAAGCUCUCCGAUGAACUGAAACAGCCACAGGAUUUGGCUGUGGCUGGCACAGGCCGUAAGGCGGUGCCCCCUGAGUCAGAGAAAGAACUGAAUCCAUCUGAAGAUGGAAAAAACAUAGAUGAGCAAAAGGUACCACAGCCAGCUGUACAAGAGAUUGCUGACGAGGAGGUGGAGAGGGAGCAGCUCCUCAAUUACGAUGCUAAGCAGAGUGACUCACCUCCUGGACAGGCUGACCAACAAGCACAGGAGGCAUUGAAUCAGGACAAAGAUGUUGACUACAAUUUAGAGGAGAAUGAAGCUGAAUCAGAAACAGACAAGCAAGCAGCACUUGCAGGCAUUGAAACUGUUCAAAACUCUCAAGAGAAAAUGUGAAGAACCACUUACUCGACCAAACUGGAACACAACAGAGGCUGUGAACAAGGGAAAUACAUGAUGCAUCUUAAUCAACUCUUCCUACAAACACAGCAAUGACCAGAGCAAAGUAACUUAAGAAUGUUUGAUUAUAUUUUCGAGGCUUUGAUAAAGGCUCAAAUGAAAUAGUUUGUUGUGAAGUUUUAGUACUGUUUCAGGGGUGAAAAAAUUGUGUCUCUCGAGGCUUGUUUUAAAGCAGUGUGACCACUGUGAUGAGGCUUUUCUUUCUCCUGAUUAUAAAAUGAAAAUCAGCUAACAAGCACUGUAGUAACUUUGAAGUCAGCUAACUUGUACAGCCAUGCUACAAUAACAUUAUGCAUGGACUGGAGGUAGAUGGGAAAGAGUCCUCUGGCAAAGAUGGAAUCUUCCCCUGAGCAGUGCAGUAGAGAAACCCCCACCCUAGUCUUAAGAGAGAGGAGUUAACUUAAUUUGACAAAACACGGAAAACAUGAAAAAUGUCCCGUGCUGCAGUCUGCCCUCGUGCCAGUUCUGACACCAUUUUACUGCAGUGUAGAUGGACUCAGAAAGCAUGAUUGUAGUUCUCAGAUAUGACAUGGCAUUAUAUAUUUUCCUUUAUGUCAUAAAUGGAACUUCUAGCUUACAUAAUUUGUACCAGGAAUGAAUUGCUGUCUUGAUUUUAUUCCUAGCUUUUGUGUUAAAAAUAGAUUCUAGUAAUAGAAUAUUCUUAAGAGAUUAGCAGGAGUGUUUCCUGAAAGCCUUGCUGGAAGCUUCACAAAAUCAGAAGUGCCACUAGCUCAUGCAGACAUCAGUCAGACUGACUCCUGACCUUGUGAUGUGAGAGGCCUACAGCAGUGGUGUACUACUUCUGCCAUCCCUCUGCUGAAAUGAUACCUUCCACUGAAGAGUAGAAGGGAAAUGCCUGCCUCAUGGAACCGCGGAUUCAGCUGUCAAAAAAUGUCGUCUCUGCUGGACUUUUGAGGGAGGCAGACCAGGUUGUGCAUUUACCAGACAUUUCAUUAUUGCCCUCAGUUGAAACAGUAGUUGAUGUGAAGUGCUGUGUUAAACACCAUUAUCAUGUUGUUGAUAUUCUGUAGUCUUUGAAUUUUCUGCAACUUGUUGAACUUGUUUACGUGGGAGAGCCUGGAAUACCUGUGGCUGCCACUGAAAUACCUUUUAACUUCAAGUCUCACCCUUGUUGCGUGUAGCCAGUUGUUUUGAAGAUUGCCUUUGUGUCUGCUUUUAAGACCAGCAGCCAUGUUUGGAGCAGUCUCCAUGAAUAUGAACCAACAGCCAUCAUGACAGUAUGGGAGAAGUCAGACACAAAGAACUUCCCAACAAACGGUUUCAAUUAAGAAUAUAGAAAUCUGUCGUGGCUUUCUCUUAAUGUACUUCAUAUCACAAAGUUAUAGUUUAUAAUUCUUUGGUGUGCUAGUUAACUACUCCUGUACCUUGAGAUGCCUAAAUGUGCAAAUUGAGGGCUGUGGUUUUGUUGUUGUUUGUUUGUUUGUUUGUUUUUGUGUAGGAAAAGAGUUGUCAUUCAGCAAAAUCAGAGGAGCCAUCAAAUGGUGCCUGGUUGUCCUAAGUCCACAAAUUGUCCACUGACAGGCUUGCCAAGUGUGACAUGAAUUGUUUUGAGAGAAGAACUACCCUCUGUUACUGAGUUACUUGCUACUGUUUAUUAUCACCAUUUAUGUCAGAUUUUACUGUGCUGGACUAUUGCAGUCAGUAAUAACAAAGAAAGCAAAUAUUUUUAAGCAGUAGAGAAGAGGAAAUGUGAGCAUUUCUUCUAAAUGACAGAUAUUGGAAAACUUGGGGAUAUUUCUGUAUUGCUGGUUAUUUUACUUGAUCUUUUGUAAAACAUGGUAUGCUUUGGCAUCAGAAUGUUUACACGCAGUCAGAGUAGAGUGAGCAUUAUCUUAGGACUUAAUCUGUAAACUGUUAUUUAGCUGAGAUUAAGUCAAUCAGGCAUUUCUGAUUGCAGAACUGUACAUUUUAACACUAUGAAAUGUACAGUGAAAUGCUGUAUUGAAGUUGAAUGAAUUACUGUAGCUUGAAACUCCUACAAUCCUGAACAAAACCCACAGUUCCUAAAUGUAAUUAAUAUACUGUCAGAGAAUUCUUUUAGAAUUAGAAUAGUCCAACUGGCUGACCGCUUUAGGGCUAGCAGAAAGUUAAAGCAUAUUACUGAGGGCAUUGUCCAAAUGUCUCUUGAGCACUGACAGAUAUGGGGCAUCAACAACCUGUCUAGGAACACUGUGGCAGAGUCUGACCACUCUCAGGGUAAGGAAAUUGCUGGCAGCAUUUCUGUACAGUGCCUAAAACCUGACUAGGCUUCUUGCUAGCCAGCUAGUUGGCAUCCUUCCUGUAAACACGACCUCCUUUAGGCAAAGCACAAUUGCUGUACCUCUGACAGUGGAAGGCGGACAGCCUGUGUAAAAGCAACGUUCAAAAUCAUAGCAGAAUAAUAUCUUACUCUCAGUAGCUUCGAGUACUACAAGAAUGAUAAAUUUUUAAUAAACAAGGGACUGUUGUGUCUACUAUAUGGAACUUUACAGGAAUUAAUGUAGUUGAACAAAACAAGAUUCACUUGGAACUGUGAUUAACAUAAUGUUUAUCACUAAAUUUUUUACAUGCAUGAGGAAGGGGAAGCUUCUUGUCUAAUCUUCCAGGGAAUAAAUUAACACUUGUCCCCAUUGUUUUUUAAAAACAAAGUCUGGUCCAUUUAAAUAAGCAUUUUAAAAUAAAAAUAAUCUUCUCUAUUGUGA
This is a messenger RNA of Gallus gallus (chicken), 4310 nucleotides long. It is a transcript of the gene GOLM1, whose product is annotated as golgi membrane protein 1. Bases 415 to 1545 code for a protein of 376 amino acids. NCBI's taxonomy places the organism in Eukaryota, Metazoa, Chordata, Aves, Galliformes, Phasianidae. The record is from RefSeq and is a predicted model, not a curated record. Gene Ontology annotation, cellular component: Golgi apparatus. The transcript has 11 exons.